ACAAGGCCAGAGAUCAAACCCGCAACCUCAUGGUUCCUAGUCGGAUUUGUUAACCACUGAGCCAUGACAGGAACUCUGAGCAGCUGCACUCUUGACGUCAUCCAGGUGGCAGACAGUAGGAUGCCACCUGGAGAGGUCAUGUCAUUCAGGUUUUGUUCACUGAACUAAAUUAAACCAGAGGCACCUGAACAGCCAGUGCAGCCUCUCCGGUCUCUCUUGGAGGAAAAGUCAGAACAGAGCAAAUCGCAGACUCAGGCGUGGAGGGUCUGAAAGAAACCCAAGGCCAAGGGUCCGAGCCUGCCCCACCUCAGAGCCAUGUGGCCUCCCAGGAAGGGGAAGUGGUCUUUGUUGUUUCAAAAAUAACAUCAAUUUUAGGAAAAUUAUUUUCCCUCAAGGCUGGGGGUGUCUUCUGCCUCCUAUUUUCAAACCCCUUCCCCGCCAUACCCUCCACUGCUCUUUUGUUAGCAGACGCCACUGUCCAUCAAAUAAGUUCCCUAUUUAUAUGCCAUGAUCCAGCCUGUGCCUCACCUGGACAUGACGAAUUCAGCUUCCUUUACAGAAGUCCUAGGAAGUCAAGACACAAGGUCAGGGGCCUGGUGACUGCCAGUGGUCACCAGGGAGGUGGAAGGGCCUGGGAACCGUCUUUUCCUAAGAGUGGGAUGGUCGUGGUCAGGGCCUCCCUUCUGGUCAGUUCUACCAACCGACCGAGCAUCCCUGAGUCAGACUCAGAUUUUUCUAAAAGGUCCCUUUUGCGGUCAUUUUCAACACAUGCAAAAUCUAUGAUCACUUUGGGAAGAGCAAUAAUACAAAAGCAUGGAAAUGCCUGAAUUAGUUUGUUUUUAUUUAGGAUAAUUCUACCAAAAAAAUAAAAAUCCCUAUGAUUCUUAGAUGAUUUCACCACUAUGUUUAAAAGCAAUCCUCUGAAGGUAGUUUCAACUAGAAAUGUGCUCCCCGUUGGCCAUCUUUUCCAUGCCCGGAUCUUUAACCCCAAAGAGCAAGUUGGCCCAGCGACCUGGAACCUGCCCCCUGAGUCCCCAGGCCUUCCGUCUGUGCCGCGUGAUGGUCAGAAAGCCUCUGUCCAGUGUGUGACUCAAGUAACAUUUGUAAAAGCGCCUGCGUUUCGGGAAAGACUCUGCUGCCGUCGUGUCUGGGCUGCGUCAAUGUCCUUCUGCGUCAGUGUAGACGGGAUUGUUCUGGGCUCCUUUGGUGGGAAUAGGCAGGUGUGGCUUCCAGCCUGGGUAGGCACCGUGGCCACCAGUGAGUCCCCACCAGGCGUCUGGGAACCGCAGAGGCAUCCUCCACACAGACCCAUGCAGUCACCUUCAUUUGUGGACAUGAUCAGUCCCUGUUAGAAGACUCGCCAAGGCCAAAUGCCCUGCUGUUCUGCUGUGUUGAUGUAAGCGUUUUCUGACUAGUUCCUUUCAGGCCGCCAUGUGCCGGGUGAUUCCACCACACCCCUGAGUCCCAGGCGGGCUGUGGAUGAGUGUGGGAGUAGGUUUCUCCUCAUGUUGAACAUCUAGGCUCCCGUUGAGCCCAGAAGCCCCCCACCCCCCGAGAGGAGACAUGUCCUGUGCUUAUCUUUGAGGCAUCCCUCUGUCACCGGUGUCACAGCUCUGACAGCCGUGCAGUUACGGCCUGGGCAUCACAGUUGAACAGAGGUGUUGUUCACAAUUUUGAAUUUUGGAAUGGCCAAUUUUUAAGAUAAAAUGAGCGCCAGCAUCCUCAUGACUGUCAGGCCGUGUUUGAUGAGCUCCUGGCUAACAUCACAGCCUCCAGUGCAUCCCCUUCAAUCCAUCUCCUCCUGGCCAGAGGGACCUUUGGCUCAUCCAUGAGAUGAGCAGGUGGUGGGUUAGAAGGUGGGCGGCAAGGCCCUGGGGACUGAGUGGAUGGGGCAGGGGCAGAGAGCACCUGAUGUGGGUGCCCCAUCCACACAUAGAGGCCAGGGCCCUGCCCAGAGCGCCAGCCUGCUCUGAGCUCCAGGCUGUGGGCCAAGAAGGAGACAGAACUGCUGACGGGAUCCUUGUGCAAACGUUGGGCAGGGCCCCUUUGCACCAGGCUGGGCAAGGGGUGAGGUGAGCCGGUGAGUGAAGUGCAGACACCCAGCCAGAGGUUGGAACACUCACCCACCACCCCUGCCCCACCCGGAGCAGUGCACAUGUUCGCUGGUCCAUAGCAGACAUUGGGCGGAGUGCCAGACACCCCCCUAGGAGAGCAGCAGGCCACCUGAGGGCAGUGUGAUGUGGAGCCCGUGCGCCCGGCCUCAGGCUGGACAGGUGUGUUCAGGGCACCCCAGGCAUGGUACGAGGGCCACAGUGAAUUCAUUGGUGUGGCUGCGGCAGCAGGGAACCAGGAGAUCCUGCAGUGGCUCCAGCACCCGGGGGACGGUGUGCACUGAGCCAACAGGUCAACAGAGACCUGGGUGCCUGCUGCCUAUUGUGUAGGGAGAGGGCUGUGCUCUCAAGAGGGAUGAGACUCCCUGAUGUGGUAAAUAAAACAUUCAGUAAAGUGCAGGCUUCAAAAAUACUAGAAGGUGACUAAUCUCAAUUAGUCUUGAAGCAGCUCCCAGUUGUUGGAUGUCAUGAGCGCUUGCCGUCUCCUGGGCCAGGGGCUCAGCAUCCAGCCCCUUCUUGCUGCUGGAGCCCCAGAUUGGGGGAGGGGCCUGACGACCAGCAGGCACUGGACUUCACCUCAGAGUGCAGCAGUGAAGUGUUUCUGCCCUGGCAGCUGGGCCAGUGGAUGCCUAUGUCUCCUGACAGCAGAAGUGCAUGUGGACUUAGGUCUUGCCUCCCCGGGGCGCAUCCCCCACCCUGAGCUGUUCACUUCCCUGGCUGGUGUGGACAAGGUCUGAGGUGUUGGCCUGAAGUCUUGGGGAAUCAGGAGGUGGCCGCCGAGGGUCCGGGGACCUUGCAUGUGGUCCUCCAGGGCUCAUCAGUGGGCUCGCCCUGCACGCUCAGAAGCAGUGCUUUAAGUGCCUGCAGUUCCUGGAAGCCGUGAGUGGUGCUCAGUGAGCAGUGGCUGCCUCGUCUGGGGGCCAUUAUCCUAGAAGUUUAACCGAAGAGAAACACGCAAACCUGGCUUCAGGGCUCCUGGGCCCUGAGCUGUUCAUGCUGAGGCCUCCUGCUGGCCCCACAGACACCGCGGCCUCAGAACCACUGGGACUUCUGACUGUCAUUCAGAUGGUGGGGCCCUACCCAGAGCUGCAGAUGCAGUAGGUCUGGGAGGGGCAGGGGGAAUGGCUGCAUUUCUGGUGAGCUCCCAGAUGAGGCCCACAUUGCAGGUCAGUGACCAAAGCUGAGAACCACUAUCUAAUAAGCAGAGGCCUUGCAGAUGGAAAGGUGGCGAGUUUGCAAUGAGCAUAACCAAGCGGGCUGAUUCAGGGCCAGGGACCCAGCGUGGAGCCCACAGAGGCAGCAUCAGUCUGCUUGGUUCUGUGCUUAGGAGCUGUGAGGGCAUUGUGUUAGGUGGAUGGUGGGCACAGGUGUGUGCAGGGCAUUGUGAUAGGGGGAUAGUGGACGCAAGUGUGUGCAGGGCACAUGUUGGUGGGGAUGGUGGGCACAGGUGUGUGCAGGUGCCUGUGCAGGUUCAGCAGAUGCCUCCAGAGCGGCUGCACCCGUGCAUCCUGGGAGGGGAGCCUGGGCGGGUGGGGAGCGUAUGGCCAUCAUCCUCCCUCAGCUGCUUGAUGCAGGUGCCCUAACUGUUGCGAAGAUCAUGCCAGGUAAGUCCCUCCACCUGCCGGUGGGCUUGGUUCUGGGGAGUCCUGUCCGGGAAUGACCCCAGCCUUGGGUAUGAGGUUCCGUGUACAGGAGCAUCAGACAUGCCCAGGACAGCUCCCUGAACUUGAGGAAAGAAACAAGAAAAAGGCCGGCAGCCUCCAUGAAAUGAUGAUUUUCGCAUCCCCCGGAGGAGCCUCUGCCAGACACCAAAUUGGAAACCAAGUGGCGGAACGAGAUAAUUCUUAAAUAAUAUUUAGGGCAGUAAUAAAUAUUAAAAGUUAGUGGUAAUUCUCAAGAAGUAAGUCUGUUAUGAGUUUGUUCAUUUGAGUAAAUUAAAAGCCCUCGGUGGUUUGUGGUUUAAUUUCGUGGCUUUCUUCCCUGUGGCCUCCAUUUCUGUAUGAAAUCAGGGCUUUGGAAGAAAUAAUGGAACCACAGCCAGAUCUGAACAUAGGAGGGGUCGCAUUUACCGUGUGCUGCAGGACUGUACACGGCCCUGUGACCCUAUAUUUGCUCACUGGAAACUCAGCUGUUUCUCAGAAGAUCACACUGUUUCAUAAGAAAGUCUGAAGAUUCUGUUCUACGUUGUCUGUGCUGGCAGGUUUCUUGGGAUCUCCGUCCCCUUGGAUGGUGGGUGUUUGUGCACCUUGAGUUACACUCACUUCUUAUGCACCUAAGGGGCCUGACCUGGAGAAGGAUCCUAAGGUCACAACUGUCUGUGAUUUUCUGGGAAUUGUUUCAGCCCUCACAUCCUCAACGGUGGGAUGGAUCUUCCAGGUGAGCCUCCGCAGUCCAGGUGGGAAGGCCGAGCGAGUGACAGGAUGGCCUGGGGAGGUGACCACAGGGCAUUGCUCUGGACAGGCCAGGGAGGUGACCACGGGGUGCCACUCAAACUAAGAUAAGCCUUUCCUUCCAGGGCAGGGUCCCAGCCUGGUCGCUGCCCCUGUGACCUGGGCGGCACUUCUGGAUAUGUACAGGACAUAUCCAGGUAAAGCACACAUAACAUGCCCUAACCUCUGCCUCCCUUACCUGGUGCUGGAGGCGGAAGAGGCGUUUUGAAUUCCUUGGGCCUGGGGAUGGCACAGAAUUCUGUCCCCUCUUCUCUGGGGAGAUUCCGUCUUUCACCCUCCCUGUGGUUCAUUUCAAAUAAAAUUUAAAUGCAAACUGUAGCUGUUAGAUCACUCAAAUCUGGGGAAAUAAAGCAGGGCCACUCCUGGCGUUCAUUUACCAGAUUUUCCUGAGGGAACAUCAAAGCCUCAAGCUCAUCAUCUCAGAAGCCAUGCUUCUCCUUCACUCUGCAAACCCAGGGGCGUAGCGCCUCACUCCUCUGGGUGGCAGGAUCUGCAGUACGGCUGGGCUCUCAGCACAGGCUGCCCGAGGCUGGAACUUGCCUCCCAUGUCCCUGUGCCCUGCCCACCAGGGUCCCCCAGGCCCACACUGUGCCCCCCCAACAUCCCUGCCCACUGGGGUCCCCAGGCCCGUGCUGUGCUCCCCCCACAUCCUGACACACAGGUGUCUGCCUUUCUGUAAGGUGACUCGAGUGAGGUUGCUGAGGCCCAGGGGUCCCUGGCUCCCUGUGGGGUGCAGAAGUGCUGGUGUUUGCCCAGAUCCAGUGGUGGCUACAGGGGCCUCAUGUGACCUGGCUGUCCUGGAACAUUUUCUCAUGUUGUCCUGUCAAAGCCUCUGCUGUCCCCUUUCUAAAAAUGCCACAUUUUGUCUGUGGAGGAGCAGGAGACCAGAGUGAGGGUGGUAAGUCACAGCUGAGCUACCUAGAACUGUGGCCAAACCGGGACCGAGCCCUCAACCACUUGUGGCCCGAAUGUUGGACAUGCCUAAAGGUUAGAGGAUGGUGGUGCGACAGGAAGCGUCUGGCCAGGCGAGUUGAUGGUGCUGAGGGCCAGGGCUGUCAUCCCAUCUGCUGCAUCCUGCCUCUGGCCGCUGGCAGAUGGAAGAGAACCCCCGCCUAUUCUCUCUGGCCCUGUUGGUUAUGCGGACCUGAAGGGCACCCUGAGAGGUGACCAUCAGGACGUGAGUGUCCCCUCGAUGGAGCCAUCCACCUGCUAUACAGCUCAGGGACAGCUUGUCAGGGCAGAGCUCCGCAGCCAGUGUCUACACUCCAGACACUGGACACAGGGGAGGUCCAUGCCUGCGCGGACAAGGUUCCCAACCAUCAGGAUCACGACCUCAGGCACGUGGAAUCCACAUAGACACUGACACCAUGCAUGCCCUGUGUGGACAGGUGGUAGUUCAGAUGGCAGCCUCUGGGCAGAUGCGGCGGGCAGACCUGAGUGGUGGGCAGUGUCCUCUGCCUGUGGGGGUGAUGCCCACUUGGCAAACACUGUGCCUUCUGUACCACAGGAUCCAGUGGACCCCCAGCCUAUGGGGAGGCGGGGUUCUGCCCCAUCUUUCAUUUCUCACCAGCCCUUGGUACAGAGUAGAGGUGGUUGAGAUGGCCAGUGUCCCCAAAGCCCGAAGUAGGGCAAACCAGUGAGUUAGUGUCCGUGUCGCCCCAGAAUUGGGGCAUCCAGACCUGACUUCAGACCCCCACCCACCCUUGGACUCGCGCUUGGCGCUCCGCAGACCUGGCCGGCGUGCUCGGUCUCCGUGUUCUGCACCUGAGAAUGGGCCUCAGGUGCCCAUGUUUCUCCUGACCUCAGAGAGGCUCAGGUCCACCACAGAUCCUUGGAAUCUUAACCACGCUUGUGGGUCAAGUCCUCCCUCUUCCCUGUGUCUCCCCAGGAGUGGUGGGGUCACUAUCUCUGUCUGCAGGGACCUAUGGACAAAUGUCCUCCCCGGGUCCCAGCUGUCCUCCUGCCCCUUCAGGAGCGACCUCUCACUCCCUCUGCUCCUGCAGCCACUGUGCAGACUGCAGGCCACACCUCAUGCAGUGAAACCUCAAGGUCUCACUGUUCAUUCCUGCCUGGCAGCGCCAGUGACCCUGCCGCCUCAGGCCUCCUGUGUCCUGGACACCAUCGCCCCACCCACCGCCGCCCCGCCCACCAUCCCUUGGUCCCUCUGCCCUCAGGCUGCACACACUCCUUUACCAGCUGCCCUUCCACCCACACUCCCACCUGGCAGGACCGUCCAGCUGCCUUGGCUUUCUGUGCAGCUGGUUGACUUGCUGAGACCACCCUGCCCCCAUCAGGUCCUUUUGGUCCAAUUUCAGAACCACCGUAGCAUCCCAGUGCCACCCCACUGCCCGCCCUAUGCCCUGCUGGGCCCUCAUCCACCUGGUGGCCCCAGGGAUCCUCCAGAGAGGACAGCUGAGUGCUGUCUGGGAUGAUCCCCCAGCCCCUCACUCGCUGGAAGAACUGAAGGCCUGCAGGGUCCACCUCCUAAGGUCAGGACCUCUGGCCUCUCCCCUCCCGCAGCCCUGGGCCUGGUGGUCUCCCCACAGGUCUCAGGCCAUGCUGCCCCGUUCCUGCCCUGGGGGCUCACCGUUCCCCUGCAGGCGUGUCUCCCCGAGCCAGGGAGACAAGAGGGCUCACUGUCCCUCUGGCCUCUUACUUCUCUCUUGCCCACUUCCUCUUUGUUGCUUUGAUCACCCCGUGACAUGGGUGUCAGAGGCCAACACUGAAGUCUCUUUCCUCCUCUUUUCUCCCCACAGAAAAGUACACACAUUUGUCCCGUUCCUGUUUCCUUCCAUAAACCAUCAACUCCGAGAGGCGGGCUUUCCAUCCUGUGCCCAGGAGUGCCUGGCACACAGUAGGCUCUCAGUAAAUACCCUGUGGGGGUAUGUGGGGGAGGAUGCCAGGCGCCCCGGGGCUCAGCAUGUUCUGAGCCUUUUCUCCUUCUUCGGUUAAAAUGAAAUUCAUUGUGGUUUCUUGAAGGCUUGUAUAGACUACGUUUACUCUGGGAAAUGCAGGGCAUGGAGAAUCUACUCUGUCAUCCAUCCUGGACUUGAGAUAACCGCUGUCAUCGAGGCCAUGCUAUAGCCCCUCCGUAUGCAUGGGCAGACCCAGAUACACAAACGCACACACACACAUCGCCAUCCACCUUCAGAGCACAGACUUGAGUUUGUGGUAGGCUGAUGGUUUUCACCACCUUUUAAACAUUGAUCAUAGAUGGUAAUAUCUAAAUGCAGCCAUUGUCAGUGUCCUUACACUCUGCAAGUUAACACCUAGGAGGGGGCUCACGUACACACAAUGAUUUCUUUCAACCCUGCCCCCUAUUUGUCAUAUUUAAAUAGCUUCAGAAUUUUUCACUGUCACACGUAAUGACACCUGAGAACAUACGUGGUUGAAAUGUUCCUGAGAAAAUGGUGUUUCUCAGGAACUGGCCUAAAGUGCAGACUCUCAGAGAGAGACCUUGAUUCAGCAGGCCCCUCAGGGUGGCGGACACAGCCCUGUUCUUCACCAGCUUCCCCAACACCCGGAUGCACAGCCCGGGAGACCAGGCCAGACCUGCUGCCUAGAUGGAAACCGGCCUGGGACAGGUCUGCAGAGCCGAGCGGUCUCUCCCAGUGACAUCCAGGUACCCACUGCAGUGCCCCUGGGCAUUGGCUGUGUCACAGACUCUUUUAAGAGAGCCAGGCUGCCCUGUGUAAUGUCCACACAGCGUCUUUAAGUGGCACUCAGCCAGGAGAAGCAUUCGUCUGUAGACAGCCUCUCUCCACACAAGAUCCAUUAUACCCAGAUGUGAAGGGGUCAACCCCACAGGCGUCUGUGGGGACAUAUUUUCAAAGCGUAGGCACAGAUUUGAUUAGUUGUAAUACCCUCCAGUGUAAGAUGGCACGCUAGAAUAUUUUAUUUAAAACGCAACAGAGAAUUUAGCCCGUUUGCAAAUAUCAGCGGAUUUGCUAGUGUACAGUUCUGUCCUAAUACGGUGUUUUCUGGAGAGCUAAGUGGACUGGGUUUUGUGUCGAGAGUCAAGUUGUGUCCCAUCCACCUCAUUGCUUAGACUUCUCAGACUAAAUCCUCUUGUGACUCCUGCCCACUUGGCACAUGGCCUGUGCAGGGGCCAGGACAGCGUGGGUCCGGCCCCAGCUCUGCUUGGCCACUGCCGGCGGCCCCUCUGAGGGUCUGGACUGCGAGAGGUUAUGCUCUCUCCUCCCUGGAUGGAGGGCGUGGACUGGGAGAGUUAAAUUCUGACCUGCUGGACAUUCAUGAAGCAGGUGAGCCCACACUUGCAAUUGCAAAUGUAUCUGUUUUUUUUCUCUUGCACACCAGCGCAAUGCCCCAAAGGAGGCAGAGGGAGAGGCUGGGUGGUCACGUGUCCUGCAAGGUGACAGCAGAGUUCUUGUCCCUGACUCUGGAGGUGUGUUUGGUGCUGAGUUCCCUAUGUCACCAGGGGCCAUGGGAGCACCCCAUCCUGGCCAGCCCCCACCCCCUCCCUGGUAGAACAAUGUCUGAUGAGGUUCUUCACGGUCAAAGAUCUUCUCUUUCCUUUUUCUGCUCUUUCCCUUCUUUCUCUCAGUCCCUUAUUUCUUCCUUCUUUCCACGAGUGCGGAGGAUUUAUUUUACAUAUGGUACCAUGUCAUGUGCUCUGGGAUGUUCAAAGUUAAAUACUGUGUAACCCCUGGCCUCAGAGAUAAUAAAAGAGAGAACCGUUUUUACUAGUCAUUCGAAUGCGUGGCAAUAAGCACACUAUUCACGGAGGAGGACUUUGUGCUAAGAUUUAGAGGCAGGAACUGAGAGACUAGUAUUUGGGGUGACUGGUACCCUGGGUGCUACAUGGGGGCAGAAUCCGCAGGUGGAAUCUUUGGAGGACGGCUGGGGUGGCGAGGCAGAGCCAGGAGGCCAGAAGAUACCACUGCGUUCUCACAUGGGAACAACCACCAGACAUUUAAGGCCUGACUUGGGAGGUUUGCCUGUUCUGACUGACCUGGUGACUUAGGGGGUUCACCUGGUUACUUACAUGGGUUUGCCAGGAGCUUGGUUCCAUAUAAUGGGCUUAUUUAUAAUGUUAUGGCACAGGCUCCAGACAGGCUGUUGGCAUUUCUGAGAGAGGGUCUGUGACAACACUGCUGACAGAUUCCACCAGGGGACCAGAAAUGCUUGCAGUUUGCUUGUACUAUCAAUAUUCAGACUCAUUGUCUUCUCCCAGAUGUCUGUCUGUACAGCAAACCAAGGAAUGCCCAGGUUAAGCAAACAUAUGAGCCUAUUAUGAGAAUCGUAAAUGUGACAUAAUUAAUAAAUGUGCCAGCAUUUCUUCUCCCUGUGGGGUUAAUACGUGAUCAGGCCUGAGCUAAUGUGUAUAUAUUUACAGACACAAGGAAAUAUGCAUAAUGUGCAUUGCUGUUUGCAUUUUGCAAUGGUGAAGUGCUCCUUUAUGUUCUAGUUUGUAAUGUGGGGUAUUCACAAGAAUCAGAGCUGACUGUGGGUGAUGAGGAAUCUUUUCUGUCCUGGUGACUAGCUAAUCCCUUUGCGCAAAUUACUUGGUGCUUCCUGACCUCAGGUUCCUGAUCUAUGAAAUGCCUCCCACAUACUCAGUGCCAGGAGUUCAGAAAGAGAAAGAAAAGGAGGGGGCUGUUCUCCCCAGGAGGGCAGUGCCCCCCAACUUUGUCCUGACCACCCCCCUCCUCAACCAAGGUCCCUGAGGCCAGUCUUGGAAAAUGUGAGAAAGGAAAUGUUUUAGUGUAACUUAUGUGAAUGGUGAAGAUUGUCUCAGAACAGUAAGCAUAAGCCCUGGUGACCAGCAGGAACUGGUCAGUCGUGCUGCCCAGGAAACAGGGUGACUCCAGGACUGAAUUGCAAAGGGCCUGCAGUCACUCUACCUAACAUGCUGGGAACCAGCAGGAUGUCACCAUAGCAACCAAGCAAGUAACCGUUGCAGGUUGGCAGGCAGCAAAAAAUCAUUAUAAUAUUUAAGAACCAAAACUUUAAUAUUUUAUUUUCCAAUCUCAUCCACUGUGGUUUCCCCUUCUUAACAGAAUGGAUUCCUCUCCUAGUCAUAGAAACUUGUUCCAUAAUGCUUUCAGAGCAAGAGCUGUAGGACUUAGAUUUUCCAAAAGAUGAAAAUGGUCCUUUAGGAAUCUAACUGUUAUUUGGGUUUUUCUGGGUAAAGAAAUCUGUGUUUAGUGCUACAACACAUUUAGUUGUUAAACUUGCUUCAGUUCCCAGUUUAACCUUUGACUUCUGGGAGCUGUUCAUCAUUAAAGGUGCUGAAAUUGGGGGCUAAUAGUUUGCAGCAAAGUGCUUCUUGGAAGGUUUGUUUGUUUAUUAUUUUUCUUCUUUUGGUUAGAACAUGCACAUGUAUACACAAAGAGUAACACAAAAAUACAUGCAUAAAACCCUGUAGCCAUGUAUGUAUUCAAACAUAGUAUGUAAAAAUUAUGCUCUGUUAUUUUAGUGUCUGUAUUAAAUGACUAUGCUUCGUUCUUAGACAAAAACUGAGGGUUUUAGUUAGCUAUUACUGUUAGGAUUUCAGGACUUGUUUUACCAUCAAAUAAACAUAAGACUUUGAAUCACAGAUAUCAUUAAGAUAGUCUAACUCACUGUAUAUUAUAAUAUGUUAUAUUUAUGCAAAUAUUUCUAUUUUUCGUUGAAUUCCUUAAGAAUAUAAAAAUUGAAUAAAACAUACACAGUAAUUUGUUAUUCCCCCCUUGGAUUGAAUGACCAGGAAUUAUGAGAUAAUGAAUGACAAAUGAAUAAAACAUAACAGCAGAAAUUAAUUUCUCAGCAGAAACAAAGAUUAUUUAGAACAUUUGGAUUUACUGUUUUGUACUGUGUUAGUUUUGUGCUGUUUUAUUAGUCAAAAUUUUAAAACUCUUGAGUGGUCUGAGAACAGACUCCUCCCAAAUAAUCAAUAUAAAGAAAAGCUAUAACUUACCUAGAAAGAUUUUUCCUUAUCAGACUUUCUUACUAAUGCUUUUUGUUUGUUUUAUAAAAAGCACUAGAACAAAAUAAUAACAGUCUUCUUAGCCCAUGAUACACAAAAAUAGAUUUUUCUCACUGAGCAUUUAAUUGUACAUGCACAAUUAAAUAGUUUGCUCCCACAGCAACAAAUGUUGAAAUAGCACAUGCUCAGAAAAAGUCAUGUAUGAAAUACACAUGUGUCUCAGAUGUUGAUAAGGAUCAACUUUCUUAAACAUUUACCCAGAAGUCAAUUUCUAUGUGACAGAUACUUUGGUAGCGGAAGCUAUUAAUAGAAUUUAUGUUGGGUUACAAAGGUUGUUAUACAGCUAUAUAUAUAAUAAAAUUUAUUGUUUUAAAAAAGUAGAGUUUGUUAUGAGACCAUGUUCUUAAGUGUCUAAUUAUAUGAUGAAAUUUUGACAAUCUCCAAACAUACAGUGGUCUGCUAGUGGUUCAGGAGCUAUAAGAGCUCUUUUAGGGGAGGCAGAAGACAGUUCAUUAAGACUUCAGCUCAACUUAUUAAACUGGCAAGUGGAUUUCUACUUUUCAUUUUUAACUGUGUGGACCCUGAUUUAGAGUCCCAAAAUUUAAGUCUCCUCCUUCUGCUCCAAGUAUGAAGAUGACAAGUGGCCGGCCCCUACCCAUGGAUAUAGUAGGGCUUUAUCUGGUUUAAUGUUCACAUCAGAUAAUAAAUAGAUGUUUCCACUUAAACUCUGUGCUUAUUACUUAGAUUCCAUUAUGUGUUUUUUAAUAGCCCUGCUGGCAGACAGUUGCCAUUAAAAACCUACAGCCAAAUUCCUCUUCUCUCUCAAUGCUGUCUCUCCUUCGCAACAGUAGACACCCUUCUGGCUGUUCGACCUUCGAGUGACCUUCCUCCAGCUACCUCAGGAGUCUGAACAUCCAGAGGGCUCCUACAUGAGAAAGAGUGAGAGCUGGUUCCACUGAGGAAGUUGCCAACCAGAGUCUAUAGAACCGUGUUUGAACUCUGAUUCUUCAUAAAUUGGGGCAAAAUAUUUACUAUGUGUAAACCUUAGCUUCUCAAUGUUUAAAUGCAGGGACAGUAAAACCUGUUUGGUACAGAAAAGAGCCAUUGGAAAGAGUGAAGCUGGUAUAAUCCUGGUGAACCAUGGAUGGUGUUGAGAUAUGAGAAGUGGUGGUGGCAGGGGACUUGGGUGUGGGAUGGUGGGUGGCCCCUGGUCUUCUGGGUGGAAUCAUGUCACUGCAGGGCCAGUUGUCUGUUAGGCUGCACCCUAAUAAACUCACAGUAACAUUAAAGGACUUUAAGGAAUUAUUAUGCUAAGUGAAGUCAGUCAGACAAUGAGACGCCAACAUCAAAUGCUAUCACUGACAUGUGGAAUCUGAAAAAAGGACACAGUGAACUUCUUUGCAGAACAGAUACUGACUCACAGACUUUGAAAAACUUAUGCUUUCCAAAGGAGACACUUUGGGGGCUGGGGGGAUGCGCUGGGGUGUGGGAUGGGAAUACUAUAAAACUGGAUUGUGGUGAUCAUUGUACAACUAUAAAUGUAAUAAAUUCAUUGAGUAAUAAAAAAAUUGUUGUGUUUUAGGAAAUCCUACCCAUGCUGUUUCUUGUGACAACUUUUGAUUAAAUCGUCUCAGUCCAGUGCAUUAAGUGGAAUCGUUUUACGAGAGGCCUGACCGGCGGGUCAUCCACUUUUGAUGUCAUAGUGUGUUUCCCUCAAGUGCGUGCGGCUCCUUAAAGUCUGUGGGUUUCAGAGUUUCAUUUUGUUGAGCAAAUCUGUGCAUUUGGAGAAGGAUCGGAUUCUCGCGGCUCUGCCUACGUCUUCCCUCUGGUCACCUGUGCUUUCUCCCAUCGGGCUCGCCUCUUUUUCCUGGUGUAUUUGUUGCUUGAUUUUAAUGCUAGGACUUUUCUGGUUUGGGAUGCAUAUUUCAAGGAGUCAUUUUUGCUCUCUUUCUGUAGAACUAGUGAGGAAGGGCAUGCUGCCCCUCAGCCAGCAGGACCACAGCCCAGGGUCCCAGCAUGUUUGUCACUCAGUGCAGCUCCAGGAGAAGCUGCGCAGAAGGACUCAGUGCCUCAGGGUGAAUGUGGUUUGAUGACAGGAAUUCUGUUAGCGUCGUGUGGAGGUGACAUUGACCUCAGAGUGGACAGAGCUGGGCUUGAGUUCAGACCAUGCUGGAGACUCACUCCAGAAGGUACUUUUGGACAGACUCAGUCUCUCUAGUUGAGGUUGGAGGCACCACCACCAUCUGCACUGACGAGCUGCGGUGGAGAAAUGCAGUUACACCCAUGAAACGUCUCACCGUGCCUAGUAGGAGGCUCAGGAGGAAGAAAUCCCAACUUAAUCAUCUGCCUUCAUUCAUAGUGAAUACAGCCAGCAGGUAGAUGAGGUGUCGUAAGCAGAGAUCCCCUUGAGAAAUGAGAGACAGUGUUUGUCAAACCUGAGAGCUCACGGGCCACUGGGAGCCAUCAGAUCCAGGUUUGCUCAGGACUCCUGGGAGGUGGCACAUUUGCCCCAUGAAGAUGGCUUUCAGUUGUGAAAUGGUUACUGCACUGUAUUCAACCUGGAGUAAUCUUGAUACUGGGACACACAGAGUCCUUAUUAGACAUGCGGGUACGAUGAAUUAAGGUUAGGUAGUUUGUAUUCAUUUAGAUUUUGGACAGCAUGACCAAAUUAAAACACAUUCUGACACUGGUGAAUUUGGAUGACACACUUCAUGUUAAUACAGAGAUUCAAAUACUGCAUGUAUUUUCAGCUUUGCUGAAUUAUUUUCCUUUGUGCUAGUUGUGUAAGCAACAACGUAAAUCAUUAAUUGAAUAAUUAUAUUUCCCUUCUACAGAUACACAUGGCAUUUGUCUAAGAAUUCUGCAGCUUAUUUGUUUCUAUAACAUACUAGCUGGACUGUCUCUUGAUUUCUUAUAUCUACCUCUGAGAGAAGAUUAGGAAUCUUUAUUCUGAACACCAGCAAAUCCUUCUGGAGGUUAUGAUCAGAGGCCAUGCAAACAAGAGCCUCUGGGGUAAUUGUCUCUGAAUGAGAUUUAUUCGUGAACAGCUUGUGGCCUUUCAUCCUUAAGAAUUGUGACCAUGUUCAUUGAUAACAACACUAGAGGUUAAAAUGUGCAACCCAGAAAACAAAAAGAAAGAUAAUCUUUCAUUUGAUGGAGAAAAACAAAGUACUUGUUGAAGCUUUGAUGCUCAGACAGGAGAUGGAAAAAAAGGUGCUGAGAAAUUGUUUCCCUGUUUACUGAUUCUCAAAUCCUUCAUUCUGUGUUAGGCCCUAACAUGAAGCUGCAUAAAACAUGAAAACUUGUUUUUUAAAAUUUGUGUUUCUGCGCAAAACUACGAGUUUAGAUUUAGUGAUAGGGAGGUUUAGGGACACAUAGCCUCUUGGAGAAGUCGGAGGGGGCUUUUUCUGCUCCCAAAGGGAGGUUCGGUUCUGGAUGGACUUCCAUUGGGCAUUUGGUCCGGUUUACUGCCACUGGGGCUCACGCUGGCCCUUUUGCUGAAAUGCCUCCCAUUGGGACUGAGAUGUUGCAUCACAAGCAGGUUGUUGCUUGCUUUGUGGGAAGAGGCUGCCUUCCCAUUUGGACACAUGAGGGUUAACUUCCUCUGUCCGUCUGGGCCACCCGCAAAGCUGGUAAACCUGUGUUUCUGGGUGUGGCUGUGAAGGUGUUCCCAGGAGAGAGCGGUCUUUGACUCUGUCGGCGGGUCAAGCAGAGCACCCUUCCCGAAGCGGCAGCGCUGUCCAGUCCAUCGAGGCCCAGGUGGGAAGAAGGACCCUGUCUGUCUCCUGCCCCCAGAGCUCAGCCCUCAGCCCAGCCUGAGCAGUGCCUCUGCCAUCCUGGGUCUGCAGAUGGCAGAUCCUAGGAUCUCUUGGCCUCUGUGGUCACAAGGCCUCCUCUUAUGGACUACAUCCAUGUCCAUUCUCUCUUGGUCCUGGGUCUCUGGUGAGCCCUGGCUGACAUUAACCAUGUGCCAGAGACUGGCGCCCUGGCUGUGGCUCUGAACUGUGAUUGACAGUGAGUCCUGGUUCUGCACUAACCACUCAAUCACAGGUACUGUUCUGAGUGGCUCUUCAGUCCCCUGUGUGGCUGGUACUGGUCUGAGUGGCUCUUCAGUCCCCUGUGUGGCAGUUCCCAGAUCUUGGGUGGCAUUGCGACAAACCAGUCAGGUGUGUGUGGUUCAGCAAAGACCUCAGUGUUGGUGGAAGGGAGGUCGAAUGGCAGGGGGCCGGGUGUACUCACCACCUGGGGGUUAACCUGUCCCUGAUGUGGUUCCUGAAUUAGGGUCCUCAGUCAGUCUGGGAAAGAUCAGUGCUGGUCCCAGAUGUGGGUUCAAGGCCCCUCCCAGGGCACAGGGCUGGGACACCAGGUGUUUGAGGUGACUCUGCAGGUGACCUCACUCCCUGAGCCUCGGUUUCCCUGAUGACCAUGCCCACCUGCCUCUACCCCCCAAAAUGAAUUAUACAUGUGCUGGGAAGCUUGAAAAGCAUAAAUUCUACUCAGCGAACAUUGUAUGUCACCUGAGGGUCACGUACAAAGUAGCUGCCUCUGGGAAGACACACCAGCGCCCCUGUUGCUGGAGCCGCCAGGGGCCUGGUGCCCCCACAUCCCACCUGUCUGUGCCCCAGCAGACCCUGAACCUAAGCUGCCUGGGCCCUCCCAUCCCACCCCAAUUCACACCCAUCCAGAGAAGAUCUGUCUUCACUUUGGCCCCAGCAUCCCCGGUCCCCAGGGAUACCCAGCCUCUCCACACCCUGCCUGGGGGGUGUAUCUGCCAGGAGCCUGGGUUCCAGGGCUGCGUGUCCCAGCCUCCCCACUGGAGGGGGCCCAGGAAGGGCUCCAGCCUCCUGGGCCAUGGGUGUGAAAUGAGCACGCUGUUCAUAAUGGCCCUGGAACUGCUGUGGUUACUCACCUGCUGUGUCCUCCUCUGUCCGCGGCUGCACUGAGGCAGGUGUCUCGAUCCACUCUUAUCCACGAUACUCCCAGCAUGUGGCGUGGCCAAGGGGAAGGAUGGCUGUCUGCGUCCCCCCGAGUGCACAGGCUCUCCUGGGGGAGACUGGUGUGGGACAGCAGCUCUGCCGCAUGUGGGUGCCUUGAGCAGAGAAAACCACAGACAAGGUGACACCUGCUGGAGGGACCUCAGGCGGUGACAACGGCCUGAGCCUGGAGGACUAAGCCCGGUGGCCGUGUAAGUGAUUCCAGUUGGUUGGUUCUGAUUGUCAUCAGCAGCAUAAAGCACAUGCAUUAAAAGCUGGCGGUUUCGAGGUGCUUCUAGGCUCUGGGUGCAGGAUGUCCCACGGCAUCUCGUGUUGCUGGGGAAGCCGCUCAACCAGGUGGGAGGGCCUUGGGGAUGUGGGACUGCAGCUUGAUUCUUCAUGGUGGCGUCAGUGAUGAUGCGAGUCCCUCCACAGAAUCUAGCACUGUCUCAGGACUUGAGGUCGAAUGUGUUUCCUGGGGCUGCUAUAGCCAGAGGCCACAGGCUGCGGACUUCAAACAACAUAACUGCCCAGUCUCACCGACUGGGGCCCCAGGGCUGGCUUCUUUUGAGGCUCAGGGCCCGUCUGGCGAGCCUGGCCUUGGCAUGAACACAGGCCUGGUGGUCCUGGCUUGUGGACGCACCACUGCAGCCUCUGACUGCUGCCUCUCUAGCCGGAAGCCUGCCCUUGGCUUUGGGGCCAGCAUGAAGCCAGCACUGCUGCCUCACAAGACCCUUAUGAAUGGUGCGUGUGAAGACUCUUGUUCCCAGAUAGGGUCACAUUCUCAGGUUCCAGGGGACAUAAGUUUGGUCAUGGUGCUGUCCCCACAGAGGGACACACCAUGCGUUUGGCUCAGGUGGUCUUCCUUCCUGAGCUGGGUCAUGAGGUCCCCGCCAGGUCUCCGAAAGCCAGCUGAGGUCAGGCGCAGCGUUGCUGCAGAGGCAGCCUGACGUGUGGCCUGAAGCUGACUCCCAUGCGCCCGACCCUGUGGUGUCCCUCACUCAGAGCCCCAUCUUGACCUAUUGUGACCUGGUGUCCCCAGCGUGGCCUUCUGUGCCGUGUGGCUUUCAGCCUGGGCACAGGUGCGACUCCAGCAGACCUCCCCUCAGUCCUUGGGCACUGUGCCUGGGAACAUCUCAGGUGAACGCUUGACCCCACCAGGAACACAUGGCGCAUCGGGGCCUCAUGAUCAACUGAGGGUGUCGGCAAACCUGCUGUCUUCAUUCACCUGCCAUCUUAGGUUCAAGAAUGUGGAAAGUCUGCCUCCCCCACUGAAUGUCUCGGUCACCAAGUGGCGGAAGGGGAUUCCAGGAGGCUUAUUGUGAGACUCUGUGUCUGUCUUCUCCUCACUGUGUCCCUGACUCCUGUGUCCCCGACUUGGCCGUGGGCAUCUCGCUCUUGAGCUUGGUUCUCCCCAACCGUCUGCCUGGGCACAGAGGGUGACAGGGUGGAGGUGGAGGUAAACAGCCCUCAGCUCACUGGCCAUUCCAGAUGCUCCCUUGGGGAUGGGAUUGGUGGCAAGGCCACUCUGCAUGGUUCCUGGGCUCAGCGUCCAUCCCACUGACCAGGAGUCUUCCGGAGCAAGGGCUGCAGGCGGGGGUGAAGCAGGGUGGGUCUCAGCUCCGUCAGGGCAGCAGCAAGGUCCCAAACCUCCGCUGUCAGCAGACAGUGUUCCUCAGUCCUCCAUCCCACUGCCGCUUAGGCCCCUCCCUCUUUCCCAGAGGAGGGGCUGUGCGGAGCCCUUUGGGUGGAGGGCUUUCCUGGGCUGUCACUUUCCAGCCCUCCAGAGCCCUGCGCUGCCCUGGUGGCCGGCCUGCGAGUGCCCUGCCCACCACUUUCCAGAGACCGUGGCGUCAGUGCUGUGACGAUCCCAGGAAGUUGCCCAUUUAUGGCCACUGGAGCAAAUGAUUUCAUCACAAUAGGUGGCUCCCGUCUAAAUAGGGAUCGUUUGUGAAAUGAGAUUAUAGCCGUUUCUGUGAAACAUCAGCAGACAGAGGCACCUGCUUUCUGCAUGGACGUCCCGGGGGGUUCUGCAGGCGGCCGCCUCAGUGGCUAAUUCCAUUUCCAGCCAAGAGCCUCCCUUUCCUGCUCUGGACCAGGAGGCCCCCACAUCCACAUGGAGUCAACUCCAGAUCCGUGUUUUCUAUUACGCUUGAAUAUAUGGGACACGCGUCGCAAUCCUAUGCCCGCCACCCUGCUGCAGUGCACUUGUCUGGCAGAGCCCUGUGGCCGCUGGUCCACGCCGUGACUCCCAGCCCCGGACACACGCUCCAUGCCUCUGGCCUGGCUGUCUUGCCACGGUUUCGAAGCUUCCUCUCAGCGCCCGGCUCCCGUUUGCUGAGAAGCCGCCUGCUCUUUGCAUGGGAGCUGCAGGCAGCAGCCUUGUCGCGAGUCGCAGUGCACCCUCUGCGGGGAGCCAGAAGAGGAAGAGGGCGGGGACCUGGCCCAGCCGGGCAUCAGCUUUCCGGGGCCGGCAGAGGAGGAUCUAGACCAGCAGUAUUCAUGGUCCCCAACCCAGCACUUCAAUGAGGAGAGGUACCUGCCGGCCCCAAGGACUAUGAAAGGGCUCUCCGGGAGUCGGAACCCGCCGCAGCUGUGCUCUGGCCACACCUGUGGCCUGACGCCCCCUGAGGACUUCGAGCAUGGCCACGGCCACCUCCACCAUGGCCAGGAGACCCGGCAGCCCUACCUGCUCAGCCCGGCGGACAGCUGCCCCGUGGAGCACCACCGCUGCUCCCCCAGGACUUCCAUCCAUUCGGACUGUGUGGUGAUGCCCGUGGUGCUGGGCGACCAUGUGUCCAGCAGCACCUUCCCCCGGAUGCACUACAGCUCCCACUACGACACGCGGGACGACUGCACCGUGUCCCAUGCCGGCGCCAAGACCAACAGGAUCCCGGCCAACCUCCUGGACCAGUUCGAGAAGCAGCUGCCCCUGCACAGGGACGGCUUCCACACACUGCAGUACCAGCGGACCUCGGCGGCUGCUGAGCAGCGCAGUGAGAGCCCGGGCCGCAUCCGGCACCUCGUGCACUCAGUGCAAAAGCUCUUCACUAAGUCCCACUCUCUGGAGGGCUCGGCCAAGAGCCAUGCCAACGGCACCAAGGGUGACGGCCGGCCGGACGAGCAUCAGCACGGCCACCAUGCCAAGCACGGCAAGCGGAGCAAGAGCAAGGAGCGCAAGCCCGAGGGCAAGCACCGCUCGGGCCUGAGCAGCUGGUGGAGCUCGGAUGACAACCUGGACAGCGACAGCACCUACCGCGCCUCCAGUGUGGCCAACAGGCGCCACGUGGCCCACAGCGCCCACUGCUACCCCGAUGCGCUGCAGGGCCCCUUCGGGGACCUCUCACUGCGGACCUCCAAGAGCAACAACGACGUGAAGUGCUCAGCCUGCGAGGGCUUGGCCCUCACGCCAGACACCAAGUACAUGAAGCGGAGCUCCUGGUCCACACUGACCGUGAGCCAGGCCAAGGAAGCCUACCGCAAGAGCUCCCUGAACCUGGACCAGCCGCUGGUGCCCCAGGACCUGAAGCCGCCGCUGCGGCCCUGCCACUAUCUUCAGGUGCCCCAGGACGAGUGGGCUGGGUACCCCCCUGGGGGCAAGGAUGAGGAGAUCCCCUGCCGGAGGAUGAGGAGUGGCAGCUACAUCAAGGCCAUGGGCGACGAGGAGAGCGGGGAGUCGGACUCCAGCCCCAAGACAUCCCCCAAGGUGACCCUCCGGCCGGAGCCUCUGCUCAAGUCCAUCGGACCCAGGCCGCUGGGAGAGCUGCAAACCCAGAGCUACCUGCAGGCUGCCAGCGACGGGCCUGCCGGCCACAGCCUGGACCCCCCUGCCAACUACAACUCCCCGAAGUUCCGCUCCCGGAACCAGAGCUACAUGAGAGCCGUCAGCACCCUGAGCCAGGCCAGCUGCGUGAGCCAGAUGAGUGAAGCGGAGAUCAAUGGGCAGUUCGAGUCCGUGUGUGAAUCCGUCUUCAGCGAAGUGGAAUCUCAGGCCAUGGAUGCCCUCGACCUCCCGGGAUGCUUCCGAACCCGCAGCCACAGUUACCUUCGGGCCAUCCAAGCUGGUUACUCCCAAGAUGAUGAAUGUAUCCCCAUGAUGACACCCUCCGACCUCGCCUCAUCCAUCAGACCCACGACAGCCGUGUCCUACACCAACUACAAAAAGACCCCGCCGCCCGUGCCCCCCCGCACCACCUCCAAGCCGCUGAUCUCAGUGACAGCGCAGAGCAGCACGGAGUCCACGCAGGAUGCCUACCAGGACAGCCGUGCGCAGAGGAUGGCGCCGUGGCCCCAGGAUGGCCGUGGCCUCUACAACUCCACGGACAGUCUGGACAGCAACAAGGCCAUGAGCCUGGCUCUGGAGACAGCCGCGGCCCAGCGCCAUGUCUCCGAGGGCCAGAGCGGCGUGGUGCGGACCAGCGACAAGGCCAUCCUGGCGUCCAAGGCCGAGGAGUUCCUCAAGAGCCGGAGUUCCUCCAUUGGGGUCCAGGAUUCUGAAUUCCCAGAGCAUCAGCCCUACCCAAGGUCGGAUGUGGAAACAGCUACAGAUUCUGACACGGAGAGCCGAGGCCUACGGGAAUACCACUCUGUCGGGGUGCAGGUGGAAGAUGAGAAACGACACGGGCGUUUCAAGCGUUCCAACAGCGUGACGGCCGCGGUGCAGGCGGACCUAGAGCUGGAGGGCUUCCCAGGACACAUUGCCACGGAGGACAAGGGCCUGCAGUUUGGGUCCUCCUUCCAGAGGCACUCGGAGCCCAGCACCCCCACCCAGUACGGGGCCGUGCGGACCGUCCGGACGCAGGGGCUCUUCAGUUACCGUGAAGACUACAGGGCCCCCGUGGACACUGCCAACCUGCCCCCGCCUGACCCCUGGCUGGAGCCGUCCCUGGAGACAGUGGACAGCGGACGCAUGUCCCCGUGCCGCAGGGAUGGCUCUUGGUUUCUGAAGCUGCUGCACACAGAGACGAAGAGGAUGGAAGGCUGGUGUAAAGAGAUGGAGCGGGAAGCCGAAGAAAAUGACCUCUCCGAAGAAAUACUUGGUAAGAUCAGGAGUGCUGUUGGAAGUGCCCAGCUUCUGAUGUCCCAGAAAUUCCAGCAGUUUUAUUGGCUUUGCCAACAGAACAUGGACCCGAGCGCUAUGCCCAGGCCCACCUCCCAAGACCUGGCCGGGUACUGGGACAUGCUGCAGCUCUCCGUCCAGGACGUCAGCAUGAAGUUUGAUGAGCUGCACCAGCUGAAGCUCAAUGACUGGCGGGCGGCGGAGUCUCCGGACAGAAAGGAGGAAAGAAAGGUCCCCCCUCCAAUACCAAAGAAGCCCCCCAAAGGGAAACUGGCUAUUACGAGAGAGAAGUCUCUGGACCUGCCGGACAGACAGCGCCAGGAGGCCCGGAGGCGGCUGGCGGCAGCCAAGCGGGCGGCCUCUUUCCGCCAGAGCUCGGUGGGCGAGCGGGCCGACAGCAUUGAGAUCUACAUCCCUGAAGCCCAGACGCGGCUCUAGGCCCGGCCACCCCUGCGCUGCAGCCACCACUUCCUCACGUCCCUGGUCCCUUGUCUGUCCCCUCACCUCCUGUGGUGUCCUCUGUGCCACGAACGCGCUGCAGAGCCCGGCGGCCACGGGUGCCAUCUCGCGGCCGGUGUGGCUCCUCCCUGGACUGCUGGCUCCCCGCCUGCGAGCCGGAGGGGCAUGGGGACCCCUAGCUCCCCAUCUGUCCUUAGAGGGGACAAGGAACCCAGUUCACACUUUGUUAUUUAUAUUUUUAUAAAUCGUGUGAUAUUCGAGGCAAGAAUAACAAAUAACUAUGAAUGGGUGCCCCCCAACUCACUCGAGGCAUUAGACACCCCACGAGGAAGGUGCUACAGCUUCAGAGCAAGAGCGAAGGACCCCACCUGCGGCCUGGGGUCACUGUGCCCGAACCCGGCUGGCCCCUCACGCGGCUCCUGUGCCAAGUCCAUGGUGAUGAGAAGUCACCCGUGCAGCCAACCCCCCCACCCCCGCCACGUGGUUCUCCCGACGCCGGGCGCAAUCUGCCCCCACAGAUGUCCAGCCACAGCCACAUGGUCAGAGUCGCUGAGUGUCCAUCCACGCAGGGAGGGCCGGGCGAGACAGACCAGAGCCUGGGAAAGGCUGCUCUUCUGUAGCAGGGGUACAAAGAGAAAGGAGCUGUUACUCAGACGAAAGAGUCAUUUAUUUUUUAUUCCUUUGUAACUUAAAAUAUCACACACGGUUCUAUCUUUAAGUUGCACCAUUUACGCUCCAUGUGCUUUUUUUUAAUAGAUGUAUAUAUAUAUUCUCAAAUGCUCUAUCAGUUGACUUUCCAGGGUAUCCUUAAAACACAAAACCACAAAAAAAGUUUGCUUGUUUAAAAUGACAGUUGUGAUGUUGUAAAAAAAGUUUAAGAAAUAUGAAUGUGAGUGGUAAGUAUAUCUCAGUUUAAAUGGUAAAGAAGAAAUGUAGUUUACAUUUGUAUUUUUCCAGAAUUCUUUUGUCCUAUGCAGUACUGCUGAAGUCAAGAAUAUAUUUCUUGCCUGUUUUAGACAUGACAAAACAAAACAAAACAAAAGGUCACAUCGUGAUUUCCUGCUGCGGAUUUGAAGAAAAGCAAUUCGUUUUCAUGAUUCUGAUUGGCACCCGAGAAAAAGAGGAAGGAUUCCAGUGGAAGGCUUUCCAUUCCUAAAGUUACAUUUAGACACCGUGACCAUUGCUCCACUGGUGUGUCUGUGUUCAGACACACCUCAGAGGAAGCGCCUAGUGAUUGACACACCUGGUCCCACACUGGAGUUCCCCAUUCUGACUCCAGCUAAAGGCAGAGGACAACGCUGGUCCCCUGCAGCCCCAGCCCCCGGCCCCCAUAGCACUUUCUUUCCCUCGACUUGCACUUUAAAACGCACCCAGCUCCCUUGCAGCCUGAGGACACAGGAGAGACUUCAGAGAGGUCCUCGAGCAGCUGGGCGCGGCUUUUCCAUUUCCUCACAUCCCACAUUCCACCAAGCAUGGGGUUCGGAGGAGCACAGAUGAUGUUAAGCAUGUGUAGCUUCAGAGUGUUACUUUUUUAAAGCUGAGUAGUUAAGAAUUCCCUGUAGGAACAAAACCCUGAAAACUGAACCUCAUAUCUGGUAUAUAGUUUACCAAACAGCCUUAAAAUAUAUUUGGAAGCAAAAAUCAGUACGAAUGUAUAUCCUUGAAAAAUGCAAAAAAGGAGAAAAUCCCUGAAAUAUUCUUCUAUAAAUGAAACCUAUCCCCCUAGAGUGUUCUAAACAUUUUUUUCUAUCUAAACAAAUAGGUAAAUCCUCAGUAGUAUACAAUAAUGAUGCUUCUUCCUGUGGUCACUAUACUAUGUUAAAAACAUGUAUUUGCAAGCAUUGGCAUUUUAGACUGUAAAAAUGAUGUAUUAUUUAAGAUGAAUGGGUCUUUAGAAAUAACCACAGAAAAGUCGGUGUGCAGUCCUUCAUAAGAGGAAAAGUAAAAUGCGUAUGUGCUUGCCAGCCCCUCACAUGUGCUCCCCUGGAAGCCAGUGGGUUUAAUCUCAUUUCCUUGAACUUGUACAAAAUACAUCCCAACAAAUUAUAAAAUGAAAUAAUAAGUAUUCAUUUGAGAUCCCAGAUUCCGAUCCUGACUUAAACAAAAGUAUUCACUGGAUUUGGGUUAAUUUGUUUAUGUUUUGUAUACUCAUUUUUACUAAAAUCCUCCAAAGUCUUUGCCUAAACCAUCCCUAGGUGAGCAAAUUCGUCUACAACUCAAUUUGACACUGGUUGUGGGUGCAAAGUGGGGAGCGUGCAGGAACCCCUGUUUGGUCCACAUUGUUCCAAAGAAGGUUGUGUGCGGGUGGGGCCGACACAUGCAGCUGGGUCUGAUGGAAGGUUCCUGCAACGUGACCAAGUGCAAUAUAUCCUUCUUAACGUGCACCCCGUUGUGAACUGCAGGCAAUAAGGCACGUUUACGUGUUGUAAAGAAAGACAAAACUGUUCAUAAUCCUUGUGUUAGCCUGUCCCCCUCACUUAUUACAGCCGCUCAUAGCGCACACGCAGCACAGAGCUGCUGUGCCAUCAUUUCACAUCAUGGGUGUAACCUGACGAAGAGAGUGUCGGCAAAGUUGAGAAUAAGGUUAAAAACGAUGAUGCACGAUGUUCUGUGAACAUUACGGUUGAAAGAAAGCGUGGUGUUCUCCGUAAGCCCUGACUCUCCUUCCCGAAAACCCAGCCCAUAACUCCUACUCCUUUAGAAAUCAUUUACCCCGCAGCCCGCAAGUUGGCUUUACUGUGCGGAAGACCCACAUUCAAUUUCCAAGUCAAAACACAAGCAUAAUAAACAGGAUCCUAAAGUGUAACAAAACUCCAGAAAGGCACAUAUCACUUGUUUACAAGCCCACUUUCUGUGUCCUUCAUCUUGUACGCCUUCAUCCGUCAUCGCUGUGUUUAACGCAAAAGUAGAUGCUCCCCGUCACAGUUGUUACCAUCUUUUCUCAGCAAAUUUGUAUCACCAUCCCCGGAAUGGGGUGUGAAGAAUCGAACUGUUGUAUGAUACCAAAAAAUUACAUUUUUGUUUAAAAGGAGAUGUUGUUGAUGUUUUCACCUCAAGAUUGUUACUAAAGACUUUCAGCAUUAAAUAGAACAGUGAAGGAUUACAGAAAACGCAGAUUACAUUUAAAUCCCCUCUUUAAAAAA
Molecule: messenger RNA, 25123 nt
Organism: Sus scrofa (pig)
Lineage: Eukaryota; Metazoa; Chordata; Mammalia; Artiodactyla; Suidae
Gene: DLGAP2
Product: DLG associated protein 2
Biological process (GO): signaling
Cellular component (GO): postsynaptic specialization; glutamatergic synapse
Molecular function (GO): molecular adaptor activity
Source: RefSeq, a predicted model, not a curated record